AUGAAGAAACAGUUCAUUCACACAGCAGCAGCGUUUAAAAACUACGGUCCCGCACGCACGCACGCAGUCUGUCAUUGUAUCUUUCUGUCUAACUACUGUCAAUCAUUCUGUCAUUUUAUCUGUCUGUCUGUUUGUAUUGUCUAUCUACAUGAUCUUUCUUGUGGUUUCUUCUCCAGAGAGCCAGUUCUGGUGAAUUGUGUUAAAUGGAAAAAAAGAUUCUCCUUUUUAUGCAAGAUGAGUGCUAAUGCAGGGACAGGGGUGUUGGAUCCAUGUGUUUUUCGGGUAUCUGUAAGAAAGGAGCUGAAAGGUGGGAAGACAUUUGCAAAGCUUGGCUUUGCUGAUUUAAACUUGGCUGAGUUUGCCGGUUCAGGAAGCACCACACGGCGUUGUUUAUUGGAGGGAUACAACACCAAAAACACUCGUCAGGACAACUCUAUACUGAAGGUGAUAAUCAGUAUGCAGCUGAUGUCGGGUGAUCCCUGCUUUAAAACGCCUCCAUCCACUGCUAUGACCAUUGGUUUUCCAGGAGAAAUAGAGACAUGUCUACAUGAGGACAGAAGAGGAGAGGCACAGAAUGCAACUCAUAUCUAUACAGGUACCUCCACAAUCCUCACACAAAAUCACUGCCUAUAUACCGGUAGUGAAAACUUAAUAUUGUGA
Molecule: messenger RNA, 660 nt
Organism: Sinocyclocheilus grahami
Lineage: Eukaryota; Metazoa; Chordata; Actinopteri; Cypriniformes; Cyprinidae
Product: protein FAM102B-like
Exons: 7
Coding region: 1-660 (219 amino acids)
Source: RefSeq, a predicted model, not a curated record